AGAAGCGAGCUAGCAGGCGGCAGGCACGGUCCGUGUGCUGAGCAGGCGAGCGAGCGGGAAGACGCAGCCACCUUCCUCACCAGCCAGCCCACAGCGGUUUGUUCCCUUUCUUGGGAGUGCGCCAAUGCCUGGGCCGACCCAAACCCUGUCCCCAAAUGGCGAGAACAACAACGACAUCAUCCAGGAUAACGGGACCAUCAUUCCUUUCCGGAAGCACACAGUGCGAGGGGAGCGUUCCUACAGUUGGGGAAUGGCAGUCAAUGUGUAUUCUACCUCGAUAACCCAAGAGACUAUGAGCAGACAUGACAUCAUCGCAUGGGUUAAUGACAUAGUAUCUUUAAACUACACAAAAGUGGAGCAGCUUUGCUCGGGAGCCGCUUAUUGCCAGUUCAUGGACAUGCUCUUUCCAGGCUGCAUUAGUUUGAAGAAAGUAAAAUUUCAAGCAAAGUUGGAGCAUGAGUAUAUUCACAAUUUUAAACUUCUGCAAGCAUCGUUUAAGCGAAUGAAUGUGGAUAAGGUAAUCCCCGUGGAGAAGCUAGUGAAAGGACGUUUCCAGGACAACCUGGAUUUUAUUCAGUGGUUUAAGAAAUUCUACGAUGCUAACUACGAUGGGAAGGAGUAUGACCCUGUGGAGGCACGACAAGGGCAAGAUGCAAUCCCUCCCCCUGACCCUGGUGAACAGAUCUUCAACCUGCCCAAGAAGUCUCACCAUGCAAACUCCCCCACAGCAGGUGCGGCUAAAUCAAGUCCAGCAUCCAAACCUGGAUCCACACCUUCUCGCCCCUCCUCUGCCAAAAGGGCUUCAUCCAGUGGCUCAGCAUCCAAAUCUGAUAAAGAUUUAGAAACACAGGUCAUACAGCUUAAUGAGCAGGUACAUUCAUUAAAACUUGCCCUUGAAGGUGUGGAAAAGGAAAGGGAUUUCUACUUUGGGAAGUUGAGAGAGAUUGAGCUGCUCUGCCAAGAACAUGGGCAGGAAAAUGAUGACCUCGUGCAGCGACUAAUGGAAGUGCUCUAUGCCUCAGAAGAACAUGAGGGCCACACAGAAGAGCCGGAAGCAGAGGAGCAAGCUCAUGACCAGCAGCCACAGCAGCAGGAAGAGUACUGACCAGUCUCAGCAGCUCUUGACACUUCCAUUGUGCGUGGGAACUUUUCUUCUGGAGAAUUGGAACACGUGCAGCCUCAAGCUCAACAGAAACCAGUUGUUCCCAGUCUGCCAUUACCAUCAACGCACUGUUGCAUAUGCCAGCCACUGCGCUUGGUUCCCAUUUCCUUUGCCAAGAUGCGUUAGCUGACGGCCAUUCUGGCCGCCUACCUGAGAGAUCAUAGGGUCACAUACCUUCAACUUCACCACUUGGCUGCUUGAGAUUGGUUCUGCUCUUUUCCUUGUUUCUUUCCAGAACAACUUUCCCUACCCCAAAACCACUUCCACCACCACCACCCCUUUUUAUCCUGGUGUGAAACAAUGGUAAUUUGAUAUAUGGUAUUUAUAUUGGCAUUUCUCAACCCAGUGUCACUAGAUGUCACACGCAUUUGUGGUGCUUUGAUGUUUGCAAGUCUAACUUUUGAACAUAAAUUUGGUCAAAGAAUUGGAACAAAGGGAAACAGAUACUUGAUAUGAAAGCCAUAAUGACAGUGAUUUGUGUCGUGAAGGGGAAACACAGGGUCAGUUUCUCCCUCUACUCACAGCACUAAAGGGAAAAAAAUGGAUUCAAAACUAGGACUUCAGGGCCCAGCAGUGUUCAUAGAGCAGCAUGUUAGACAACCACACAGUAUGUUGUUAGUUUUGAAAGACAUUUACUCAAGGAAAACACCAUCUCAACUUUUCCUCUCUACGUGUGCCCCUGCCCUCCCGCCCUCCUCCCCAGGUUACCAUGUUAUUUUCUUUCUCAGGGUCCUCUUUGGUGGGCAGCCACUCUCCCAAGAUGUUGUCAUCAGUUAUCUGCAGUCCACAGGGGGUCUUGGUAGGUGCAGGUCCUCCUGGCUGGUCCCUCUUCCUCCUUGUGUGGGUUUCAACCCAAGUUCUAUCAACCACACUAAGGGGUUCCUUCUAAAGGAUAGCUUCAGGUGUGCAGCCCAAGCUCCAGGGUUCUGCAUCAUAUUGCACACUGACUGGAAGGCUGGAAGUUAAGACCUUAUUAGGAGCAUAAUUCCAAGGGAGAAUCCUGGUUCUGCAGUCUGGUGUUGACACUGGAAUAACAGCACAGAAAAACCUAUGACUCUCAAUAUCUUCUGGAAUAAGGAAUUUCCCCUCUUUAACACAAGGGCCCUCCUUGUCAUUGACAUUUGCUAAACCAUGGCAAUUCAUAAACAGAGAAACAUUAAUGAAUUAAAAGCAUUCCUUAUUUUUUUAACUAAUAUUUGCACAUUUUCUUAGUCUCUUUCCAAAUCUUUGCCUCUUCCCCCCACCUUUUGACAGAUGGUAUCCCUUCCUGGAUCAUUCAGUUUCACUUGAUUUCUAAAUUUAGGUUGACUUUCACUUGUUAUUUGACUUAGCAGGUGCAACAACAACAAAAAAAAAAAACAAAUGUGCCCACCCCACUUUCCGCUUAACUGAAAAGCUUAAAAUAAAUUUCUGAAUUAUGUAUCAUAAA
Molecule: messenger RNA, 2591 nt
Organism: Sciurus carolinensis (gray squirrel)
Lineage: Eukaryota; Metazoa; Chordata; Mammalia; Rodentia; Sciuridae
Gene: Mapre2
Product: microtubule associated protein RP/EB family member 2
Exons: 7
Coding region: 125-1105 (326 amino acids)
Biological process (GO): spindle assembly; regulation of microtubule polymerization or depolymerization; protein localization to microtubule plus-end
Cellular component (GO): spindle midzone; microtubule organizing center; microtubule plus-end
Molecular function (GO): microtubule plus-end binding
Source: RefSeq, a predicted model, not a curated record